This is a messenger RNA of Toxorhynchites rutilus septentrionalis, 1877 nucleotides long. It is a transcript of the gene Eno, whose product is annotated as enolase. Gene Ontology annotation, biological process: glycolytic process. The transcript is spliced from 3 exons. Gene Ontology annotation, cellular component: phosphopyruvate hydratase complex. Bases 165 to 1466 code for a protein of 433 amino acids. The record is from RefSeq and is a predicted model, not a curated record. Gene Ontology annotation, molecular function: phosphopyruvate hydratase activity; magnesium ion binding. Lineage: Eukaryota; Metazoa; Arthropoda; Insecta; Diptera; Culicidae.
GUCGCGACGAUUUCUGUUGAUCAAGGGGGUCUCCGCGCAUCCGCCAUCCAGCCCGCGAUUGGGGCUUCGCUGCCGAGCGAAAAUUUCAUCCAUCAGUUUAUCCAGUGAGCUCGUGCUGAAAGGUAGUUCGCAGUCGGUUAAGUGAAACAAUCCAAAAAUCCAAAAUGCCAUUCAAGAGCAUCAAGGCCCGUCAGAUCUUCGAUUCCCGCGGUAACCCAACCGUCGAGGUCGAUCUGGUCACCGACUUGGGACUGUUUCGUGCCGCCGUCCCAUCAGGAGCCUCCACCGGUGUCCAUGAGGCGCUGGAGAUGCGUGAUGGCGUCAAGGGUGACUGGCUGGGCAAGGGUGUCCUGAAGGCCGUGGAGAACAUCAACAAAACCAUCGCUCCGGCUGUGCUGAACUCCGGCUUGUGUGUUACCCAACAGAAGGAGAUCGAUGAGUUGAUGCUGAAGUUGGACGGUACCGAGAACAAGUCGAAGCUGGGUGCCAACGCCAUUCUCGGUGUUUCGUUGGCCGUUUGCAAGGCCGGUGCCGCCAAGAAAGCCGUCCCACUGUACAAGCACAUCGCUGAGUUGGCCGGAAAUGAUAACAUCAUUCUGCCAGUGCCUGCAUUUAAUGUCAUCAACGGUGGCAGCCACGCCGGCAACAAGUUGGCCAUGCAGGAGUUCAUGAUUCUGCCAACCGGCGCUUCAUCCUUCACUGAAGCCAUGAAGAUCGGCUCGGAGGUAUACCACAACCUGAAGAGCGUCAUCAAAGCCAAGUUUGGAUUGGAUGCCACCGCUGUCGGAGAUGAGGGUGGUUUCGCUCCCAAUAUUCUGGAAAACAAGGAAGCCCUGAACCUGAUCCAGGACGCUAUUGCGAAGGCUGGCUACACCGGUAAGGUUGAGAUUGGCAUGGAUGUCGCUGCUUCUGAAUUCCACAAAGAUGGCAAGUACGAUCUGGACUUCAAGAACCCCAACUCGGACAAGAGCGCUUGGCUGGCUCCGGAUGCCCUGCAGGAACUGUACCAAUCAUUCAUCAAUGGUUUCCCAAUCAUCAGUAUUGAAGAUCCCUUCGAUCAGGAUCAUUGGGAUGCGUGGGCAAAGAUGACCGCCAGCACUAAGAUUCAAAUCGUCGGUGACGAUCUGACUGUGACCAACCCGAAGCGUAUUGCCACCGCCGUCGAGAAGAAGGCUUGCAACUGUCUGCUGCUGAAGGUCAACCAAAUCGGUACCGUUACCGAGUCCAUCAACGCUCACUUGCUGGCCAAGAAGAACGGCUGGGGAACCAUGGUAUCGCAUCGUUCUGGUGAGACCGAGGACACCUUCAUUGCUGAUCUGGUUGUUGGUCUGAGCACUGGACAAAUCAAGACGGGUGCCCCGUGCCGAUCGGAGCGUCUGGCCAAGUACAACCAAAUUCUGCGCAUCGAGGAAGAGCUUGGCGCCGAUGCCAAGUAUGCCGGUAAGAACUUCCGCCACCCGCAGUAAGAAACCCGAUAAUAAAAGUUGAACAAACUUAGCACAUACCAUUCGCGCGCGUAGUUUGUAGUCUGUCACUCUCUAACUGUCAUAAAUAUGUAAAAGUUAUAAAAAAAAAUAAACACUAAAAAUCGACCUACCUUAUAGUAGACAUUACCGCCUAACAAAUAUCAAAUGAUAGUGUGUACUGUAUUAUGCUCCGCACGCGUUCUCGGAAGCUUUCGUAAUUGGGUUUUUAGCGAAAAUCCAGGUAUUCUGUCAAGAAACAACACACCCCAAGUACCUCCGUUUUUUGAUAAUGCUCGAGAAGCAUCUAUGGGAGAAUUUUGUCUAAAUUCAUUAUGAUCGUUACUGUUAAAUUGAACGAAUGAUACUGAAUAGAAGUAAGAAUGAAAUACAUGAUUAUUGAUAAAUACACAA